Aphis gossypii (cotton aphid) is the source of this 930-nucleotide messenger RNA. RefSeq names its product cuticle protein 7. Gene Ontology annotation, cellular component: extracellular matrix. Lineage: Eukaryota; Metazoa; Arthropoda; Insecta; Hemiptera; Aphididae. The transcript has 2 exons. Bases 156 to 821 code for a protein of 221 amino acids. The record is from RefSeq and is a predicted model, not a curated record.
GAGCCCCCUUCUCCCCCGUCGAAUUCCCGGUAAACUGCCAUCGAAUCGAGACUAUAUAAAUCGGUUCACCCACAUUUGCCAACUAUCAAUCACCAACGUUUGAUCUGUAACUGUCGCAAUUUAAGCAAACAAAUACAGCCACUAAAACCAUCAAAAUGGCAUACAUGUUCGUAGUCAUUGCCGCCUCCAUCUUGGCCACCGCCUACGGAUCUCCCGUAGCAGCACCAAUCUACGCCGCUCCAGCAGCCUACUCUGCACCUUCAUACGCUGCUGCCCCGUCGUACGCUGCACCUUCUUCAUACUCUGCUCCUUCUUACAAGCCCGCUGCUUACAAACCAGCAUACGGACACGAAUCUUACGAUGCCCCAGCUCCAUACAACUUCGAAUACAGCGUAAACGACCCACACACCUACGACGUCAAGAGCCAAUCUGAAUACGCUGACGGAAACGGUUACGUCAAGGGAUCCUACAGUCUGGUUGAACCCGACGGUUCCACCCGCACUGUCGAAUACACCGCUGACGACUACAACGGUUUCAACGCCGUCGUCAAGAAGGAAGGUGGAUACGCUGCACCAGCUUACUCUGCACCAGCCUACUCUGCACCAGCUUACAAGGCCCCAGCUUACUCUGCACCAGCCUACAAAGCCCCAGCAUACGCUGCACCAGCUUACUCUGCACCAGCCUACAAGUCCCCAUCUUACUCUGCUCCAGCCUACAAAGCCCCUUACUCCGCUCCUUCAUACUCUGCCCCAGCCUACAAGGCCCCAGCUUACUCCGCACCAGCUUACGCUGCCCCGGCUUAUCCCGCCCCAGCUUACUAAGCUAAAUAUUUGACUUUUCUAAAUCAAAAUGUCAGUUCUAAUUUAUUGUUAUUUAUUUAUUUAAAUGUAAAUAUAAUAAACAAUUAUUACAUAUUUGCAAACCCGUAAA